Messenger RNA from Malassezia pachydermatis, 1530 nucleotides. RefSeq names its product taf-domain-containing protein. Gene Ontology annotation, cellular component: transcription factor TFIID complex; SAGA complex; SLIK (SAGA-like) complex. Bases 1 to 1530 code for a protein of 509 amino acids. Gene Ontology annotation, molecular function: RNA polymerase II general transcription initiation factor activity; transcription coactivator activity; protein heterodimerization activity. The transcript is spliced from 3 exons. NCBI's taxonomy places the organism in Eukaryota, Fungi, Basidiomycota, Malasseziomycetes, Malasseziales, Malasseziaceae. The record is from RefSeq and is a predicted model, not a curated record. Gene Ontology annotation, biological process: RNA polymerase II preinitiation complex assembly; transcription initiation at RNA polymerase II promoter.
AUGUCGAAUUCGAACCAAGGAGGGAAACGGCAGGGCCCAAAUACCGCUUUUCAGAGUGCACCGGCAGCACAGAAUGUGUUUGGCCCCAAUAUUCCUGCCUCUGUAUAUCCUAAAGAUUCGGUUAAGGAUGUAGCAGAGUCGCUAGGUAUUACAAAUCUACGCGACAACAUUGCUAUGGCGCUAGCGACCGAUAUUGAGUAUCGUAUCCGCGAUAUUGUCCAAAGUGCAUCAAAGUAUAUGAAGCAUGCUAAGCGAAGCCGCAUGACAACAUCAGAUAUUGAUAAUGCACUUCGACAGAAAAACAUCGAGCCAUUGUAUGGAUUCUUUCCGCCAUACACAGGAGGCAAGAAGCAAGUUCCAUGGUUCCGCAGCAUACCUACGCCAUCAGGAACUCCUCUAUAUGUCACGGAAGAUGAAGAAAUCGACUUUGACAAGAUUCUCGAGAAUGGCCCUCGUGUAGGUGUGGGCCGUGGGGUAGGCUGGCAUGCGCAUUGGCUCGCCAUUGAAGGCAUUCAGCCCCCUAUUCCCGAGAACCCAGUCUUCCUGGCGCGCAAGGCUGCGAUUGCUGAGGAAGCUCUACCUGAUACUGUCGAAGCUGCAGCAGACCUUGGUAAUGUGGCAGUCAAGCCACUGGUAAAGCAUGUGUUGUCACGCGAAUUGCAGCUGUACUACGAACGACUCACUUCUUCCAUUUUGAGUCCACCCGCAGAUGCCAAAGCAACAGACAAUGCUACAUUGCCCGAUGAUGCCAAGUCACUCUCUGAAUUUGCACAGAUUUCAAGCGGCAACCUUGUGCGUGAUGCGGCACUGGCAAGUCUGCGUGGCGAUGCAGGUAUCCACCAGCUUGUUCCGUACUUGAUCCAAUGGGUGGGAUCCAAUGUAACGCAUGCUCUACGUGCCAGUAGCCAGGCAGGUGGCGCCGACACGGAUGCAACACAGACGAUCCAGUUACUGCAUACGAUGCUAAGCACAUUGCAUGCCUUGUUGAUCAAUCCGUCAAUUUUCAUCGAGCCUUAUCUCCACCAGCUCCUUCCAUCAGUUCUAUCCAUUCUCUUAGGCUCGUACUUUGGCUCUUCGGAUAACGAGAAGCUGGAGACCUUAGCGAUGAGUCUGCGCGUCUAUGCGGCGUCGCUGCUGGUUUACGUGGUGGACCGCUUUGCCGACAGCUACCCGACACUGAAGUCACGCCUCGUCGCCACACUCCUUCAAGCCCUGGUUGAACCGAUGGAUGACGGCACAGCUUCCAAUGCUCUGGAAGCGUCUGGCUCUGUGGAGGCCAAGCUCGGUGCAUUGGUCGGUUUGCGGAAACUGGGCCCGUCGAGCUUCAAAACGUUGCUGGGACCGAUUGGUGUGCUUACAGGUACUCUGUCGACGCAGGAUGCCGAACUUAUCCCCAUUCAGGUCAUGGGCGAUUGGCUGGGUAAGACCCAACAGAGUGAGCAGAUCCAACAGUGGGCCUUGAACCGCCUGGUGGAAGAGGUGAAGACAAGCUUGGCAGAGUUGGGAAAAGAUGCCAAAAGAAAGGUUUAG